AUGGGCUUCCCCAGGCUACUGGAGCCCACUGUUUGCCCGGGUUGGAACUCUUGCGCUGAAGCUGCCUUUGGUUGCUUGGGUCCCCUCUUGCCAGGGCUCCUCCUCAACGGUGGAAGUGCUCUUAAUUAUAAUGCGAAUGGUUGGGCUGAACUUGCUCGUGGGCUUGCUCAGGUUGCUGGGUCCACUGUUUGCCCUGGCUAUAACUCUUGCACUGGACCUGCCUUUGGUUGCUUGGGUCCCCUCUUGCCAAAGCUCCUCCUCAGCGGUGGAAGUGCUCUUAAUUUUAAUGCUUACCUUGGUUGUUGGGGCCCACUGUUUGACCGGGCUGGAACUCUUGCGCUGGAGCUGCCUUUGAUUGCUUGGGCCCCCUCUUGCCAGAGCUCCCCCUCAGCGGUGAAAGUGCUCUUAAUGCCUUUGAUUGCUUGGGCCCCCUCUUGCCAGAGCUCCCCCUCAGCGGUGAAAGUGCUCUUAAUUAUAAUGCGAAUGGUCCAGCCCUAA
Prunus armeniaca (apricot) is the source of this 498-nucleotide messenger RNA. Lineage: Eukaryota; Viridiplantae; Streptophyta; Magnoliopsida; Rosales; Rosaceae. The record is from the annotation of a GenBank genome assembly.